UGGAGGGCAAGAGCCUCACUCUCCGCGAUCCUCCAGCUUUCUGCCGCCCGCUACUGUGGCCGCGUUGGGCAGGGGACCUGGUCACCCUCCUGUCUGAGAGCGCAGUCCCUCUAACUACCUGACCCCAAACUGCCUUUAGCCAAAGAGCUGGCGGGCAGAAGCGCGCCCCCAGAGGGCAAGGCUCUUUCUGGCCUACUUUUCCAUUUUUCUCUCCGGCAGACAGCACCAGCGUAGGAGACUGAAUACGCAGCAGGGAGGACGGGAGCGCCCCUUGGAACUGAUGAGGAUUCUGGAUGGAUCUGUGUCACCAUCCUAGGACUGGUUGGCACCCUCAAGCUUGAAUACCCUUAAAAACCACUUGGGGCAGGGCUAUCUUUAAGAGUUCAUGUGGACUUGACCUGAAGCUGACAGUUGUCCUUUUCCCUGGCAUCUGAGGUUGACAGGAUGACAGAGAAACGACGCUGAUUGUGCCACUUCAGCCAACUCUUGUCUCCCUGAGAAGGCAGCUGGAAGAAACAGGAACCCGCUCGUGGAACGAGAUUCAGGAACCCAGACUGGGAGGGCGAGGCACGGAAUCACCACGCAGACACCAGGGAGGUUUCUGGAACGCUUCCUUUUUAUUGAGGAACUGUACAGACUUAUAUAGUUUUUAGACUAGAAGAACACAUUCCUGCUCAAGUACAGAAAGCCAGAGAACAUCCAAGAAAAGACUAAAAUCUGAGUUUUGCAAACAUAUGAGAAUCUGUAAUUGAAGGGGAUCAGCUAAGAGUGGCUCCUCAGCACAAAGAGGGUGACUUGUCACACUUCUUGGAAUCAGCAGUUGAAUUCUUGAACAUAAUAUGAUUUAGAAGCCAUGGGCUGUGGGAAUUCUUGCUUGAGCAUGAGGAAGUCCGAGAGAGCAGUGAAAGCCGCAUUAAUCAUCCAGAACUGGUACCGAGGUUACAGAGCUCGGCUGAGGGCCAGACAGCAAUAUGCCCUUGCCGUCUUUGAGUCCAUUGAAUAUGCUGAUGAACAAAGCCAAAUGCAGCUAUCUGACUUCUUCUCCUUCAUGUUGGAAAACUACACACAUAUGAAUAAGGAAGAUCCACAAUUAUCAUAUGAACUUCUCAAAAGCACCAAGGAUAGACAGGAAUAUAUAGGGUUGAUAGAGGUCCCAGAUUCCUAUGAUGGUCCACGGCUGCAAUUUCCUCUCACUUUUACUGAUAUUACUUUACUUCUUGAGGCCUUCAAGCAUCAAAAGACACUUCAUGCCUAUUAUGUCCUAGAGGUGCUCUUUGAAACCAAGAAAUUCCUGAAGCAAAAGCCAAAUUUCACUCAUAUAAAAACUUCUUCCUCCAAAGGCCUAACGAUCUGUGGUGAUUUGCAUGGGAAACUGGAUGAUCUCUUCUUGAUCUUCUACAAGAAUGGUCUUCCUUCAGGGGACAAUCCAUAUCUUUUUAAUGGUGAUUUUAUAGAUCGAGGAAGAAAUUCCAUAGAGGUCCUAAUGAUCCUGCUUGUAAGUUUUCUUGUCUACCCCAAGGACAUACACUUGAACAGAGGCAACCAUGAAGAUUUUAUGAUGAAUAUGAGGUAUGGCUUCACAAAAGAAAUUUUGAAUAAAUAUAAGCUACAUGGAAAAAAAAUCUUGCAAACCUUGGAAGACUUCUAUACCUGGCUCCCAAUUGGUGCCAUCAUUGACAAUGAAACCCUGGUCAUACAUGGUGGGAUAUCUGAAUCCACAGAUUUGAAGUUACUCCACCGCAUAGAAAGAAACAAAAUGAAAUCUGUGCUGCUACCUCCAGUGUCAACAAACUCCACUGAGCCAGAGAAAAAGAAAGUAGGUGCAAUCAUCAUGUCUGGGAUAAUCACAUCAAAAAAUGACCCUUCUGAACAGUUAUCAAAGCAAGAAUGGGAGCAGAUUAUUGACAUUCUGUGGAGUGACCCCAGAGGUACAAAAGGCUGUUUUCCAAACACAGGCCGAGGAGGGGGCUGCUAUUUUGGACCAGACAUUACCACCAAUAUGCUUAAUAAAUACCACUUGAAAAGGAUCAUUAGAUCUCAUGAAUGUAGGCCUGAAGGAUAUGAAAUCUGCCACAAUGGGAAGGUUAUUACUGUGUUUUCUGCUUCUAAUUAUUAUGAAAAUGGCAGCAAUCGAGGAGCUUACAUCAAAAUGGGUUAUGGCAUGGCCCUAAAAUUUUCCAAGUACCAAAUAACUAAUUCAACAUGCAUGCAGCCUCUUCACCAAAGGGUGAGUGCUAUGGAAAGUAGUGCCAUCAGGAUAUUAAAAGAGAAAAUGAUUUCACGAAAAACUGACCUCAUUCAUGCUUUCCAACUUCGAGACUACAGUAAAUCAGGAAAACUUUCAGUGACCCAGUGGGCUCUUUCUAUGGAGAGCAUUCUGGGGCUGAAUUUACCAUGGAGAACUCUGAGUUUUCAUCUGGUAAAGAGAGACAAAGAUGGAUAUGUUUACUAUAUGUCCAGCUUCCAGGAUAUCCGCAUUGAAAAACCAGUGAAAGAGGCUGAAUCUGCUUUAAUUGAAACUCUAUACAGAUAUCGAUCUGACCUGCAGAUGAUAUUUAAUAUCAUUGAUUCUGAUCACUCAGGCCAGAUCUCCAUGGAAGAAUUUCGGACCAUAUGGAAACUUUUCAGUUCUCACUACAAUGUUCAAGUUGAAGAUUCUCAAAUUGAUGAGCUUGCCAACACAAUGGACUUGAACAAGGAUGGGAGCAUUGACUUCAAUGAAUUUUUAAAGGCUUUCUAUGUAGUGCAUAAGUAUGACCAGUUGAACAAAUCAAACACCAAGCAUUCUCGAUACUAAUGAAAGCAUCCCCUCAGGUUCCUUAUCAACAGCAGAACUCAAAUCACAGUCUUUCCCAGGACCCUUGAAAUUCAUAGUAAUAGAUAAAAGUAGACACCCUACUAAUGCCACAAGCAGAUGUACAGAGUGGCCAGCCUGAUUUGGUAAGAUAAGGUUAAAUAUCAGCUGGUAGGAUUCACCUCCAGUGUUAGGACUCAUCCAUUGCCAGGCAGAAACUGCGCUUGAGCCUAGUGUUGGUUUCUUGGAUGCCACUGAAUUGGGAGACCCAUGAAGAUUGGAAACAUACUGAAAGGAAGCCACAGAGGACCAAAGAAAACUAUGAAGUGCAACAUCUGGAAGUGACUGAGGGAUAGGAAGAAGAAUACCAAACUGUUAAUAAAAUAAACUACUUGCAUCUUUAAAA
This is a messenger RNA of Fukomys damarensis (Damara mole-rat), 3200 nucleotides long. RefSeq names its product protein phosphatase with EF-hand domain 1 (gene Ppef1). The record is from RefSeq and is a predicted model, not a curated record. The transcript is spliced from 20 exons. Bases 854 to 2797 code for a protein of 647 amino acids. Gene Ontology annotation, cellular component: nucleus; cytosol. Gene Ontology annotation, molecular function: calcium ion binding; protein serine/threonine phosphatase activity; protein binding. Gene Ontology annotation, biological process: detection of stimulus involved in sensory perception. NCBI's taxonomy places the organism in Eukaryota, Metazoa, Chordata, Mammalia, Rodentia, Bathyergidae.